Molecule: messenger RNA, 956 nt
Organism: Wyeomyia smithii (pitcher-plant mosquito)
Lineage: Eukaryota; Metazoa; Arthropoda; Insecta; Diptera; Culicidae
Gene: blp
Product: mitochondrial import inner membrane translocase subunit Tim16
Exons: 2
Coding region: 505-900 (131 amino acids)
Biological process (GO): protein import into mitochondrial matrix
Cellular component (GO): TIM23 mitochondrial import inner membrane translocase complex
Source: RefSeq, a predicted model, not a curated record
AUGGGGUAUCGUUAAACCAUAUGGAUUAUCAUCCGUUUAUGGUUAUUGAUUAUGCGGGUUUCACUUUACCGGUAGUUAAAUUCUACGUGAAAAUCACAUGAAACGCAUAUGUCUACUGAAUAAUAUUCACAGGAUAAUUCAUCUCACUAGAUCAUGAUGAACUCAAAUGACAAUCACGUAAAAUCUACGUGAAAAUGACAGUGAAAAAUAUUCACAUAACUUUUCCGGUAAUCAUAACGUGAAAAUUAUUUUGAGUGUACAAAAUCUGAAAAAGUUCAUAACGCUCACUAAUACUAAUGCAUCGACGUGAAUAGCAUACCUUUUAGAACUGUCAUUUAUACUUGUAUGUCAGCUCAGCUGUCACAAAGCAGCAUGUAGUACAUUGUUUAUUGGUUGUGUAAUCCGGACUAUUGGAUCUUUCUUUCAGUACUGAUAGUAGACAUACAAAAAUAAUGUGAUCUUUAUUUUUGACUGUUUGUGAUCAAUUAUACACACUGCAAACUAAUGGCAAAGUACAUAGCACAGAUAAUCGUAUUAGGUACGCAAAUAGUAGGACGUGCUUUCGCUCGAGCAUUGAAGCAAGAGAUAAAUGCUUCACAAGAAGCUGCUAAGCGAGCUGGUGGUGGUCAGAAAGGUCAAAACCAAAUAGCUGCCAAUUUAAGGACCGGGAUGUCGUUGGAAGAGGCACAACAGAUAUUAAACGUUUCUAAACUUGAUAGACAAAAGAUACAAAAAAAUUUUGAACAUUUGUUUCACGUUAAUGAUAAAUCGAAAGGCGGCUCUUUCUAUCUGCAGUCUAAGGUGUUUCGCGCGAAAGAACGAAUAGAUCAGGAAUUUGAAGCGAAUAAGCCUCCAGAGAACGAGCAACUAGAUAACGAGACAGUAAAGAAAGAGAUGUAGUAAAUAAGUUAGUGAACUUUUUGAAAAUAUGAAAAUAUAUGUUUCCAGCAAAUAUA